Molecule: messenger RNA, 1896 nt
Organism: Alternaria arborescens
Lineage: Eukaryota; Fungi; Ascomycota; Dothideomycetes; Pleosporales; Pleosporaceae
Exons: 1
Coding region: 1-1896 (631 amino acids)
Biological process (GO): negative regulation of toll-like receptor 9 signaling pathway; apoptotic process
Source: RefSeq, a predicted model, not a curated record
AUGGAUAUCCAGAAAGAGCUCAUUCAGGUCGACGAACUGAACAUCGGGCUCGAUCGAUCACACAUCACUUACCAAGGGCAAAUUGAACUACCUGGAAACCACUCCGGAAGUAGCAGUGACGACAUACCUCACUCACACGAUCUCAACAGAAGUACGGAGGAUCAUGUUUCGUCAAACACGUCGUCUACUAGCAGGAUAGUCAACAAGGUUCGGCAGAAGAGACAUAAUGCCGGUGUCAAGAUUAGAAAGACCCUGCAUAUCGCAAAGCCAGAAGAUGAGGCUGAGGAGCCCGAUCCAGAUUCGAUAGUACUUGUUGAUACUACCGAAAUAAAGGAAUCGAACUCACGCCUUGACCACAAGUCUACAGCAUCGGAGAAGCACACACUGAAGGACCUUUUGCACAACCCGAUCGACACGGUGAAAUCUGCAGGAUGGUGUCAGGGAAAUCAAGAAGUUGCAGCAAACAUAGCUGUAAGCGAAAUUCCUCAUGGCCGGGAGGUGGAUUUGGUCAACGUAGCGACUGCUGUGAAUCAGGCCAAGACAGGAGCCAAAAAGGCGCAGGCUCAAGAGAAUCUUGCUGAGAUGCUCAACCAGCGGCAAAGUACUUAUGUUCGAUGGUCGCUCGAUCGACAUGUUACCAAGAUUAGAAUACUACCACGCGACACAGUGGUACUGAAGCCUAGAUCGGACUUUGAAAAAGAGGAUACCGCAGGCCGUACCGUUACUGACUGGAGAGCUUAUGGCUCGCACUUACUGGACUAUUACGCUCAUCGGUACGGUGGACAGUACAUUGGAUUCGGCUCUGAUCCGCCGACACCCUCGAAGGAAACAAUCAUGCCAAACAUUGAGCGCCUAAUUGUUGCGACGUCACCGUUCCAGGAGUUCAUCAUGACCACCCGUCGUGUAUACAGAUGGGAGUACCCUGCCGAGACAACGAAGUACCUCGUAAUUUACAUUGUCCUUUGGUAUUUGAACCUCCUUUUACCAGGUGCUCUGUCAGUAGUAUUAUAUCUGGUCGCAGAACGUCGCUUGCACGGACAGUCUAUCGAGGACCUCCGCGAAGAUAUCAAACACCGCGAAGACGUGGAGAGAACAGCGCUCUCGCUCACCGAGUUCAUCGAAAAACAAGGCGAUGAGAACUGGGCGCACGAUCUCCUCCAAGAUCUCGGUCCCUGGCUCAUGGUUCAGCUAGCCGAUCUAGCAAACUUCUUCGAGAGUGUCCGCAACUUCUACGAAUGGAGAAAGCCAAUGCGCACACUAGCCGUCCUUGUAGUCCUCGCUACGGGUAUUCUCAUCACGGUCUUCACGCCUCUCUGGCUACUCAUCAAAGUCUCCACAUUCUCCGCCGGUUUCACCUUCUUCUGCCUCUUCCCCAUCUCCGUCAACUUCCCAAACUACCGCCUCCUCGUCUCGCCUUCAAAACGUCUGUUCUGGAAUAUUCCAACGCACGCUGAGUGGGCAAUUCAGUACAUGCAAGCCGAAGGUCUCCGCGUCGUCACUGAGAAGCAGAAUGCUAGCGCGAACACGACCACCCUGACGGAUACGAAUAGUCCUGACGCUGCUGCCUCAUCGGAAGGGCAGGACUUUGCCUCGUACUCCUGCCAUUACGAUGGAUCGCCAGGACGUCUCAUCAUGAACCGUACAGGAGUACGUUUUGUCGCAAAGGGUCCAUUGCACCAAGGCCUCUUCUCUCUUCCGUAUGAUCGGAUUGGCUAUCUAGAGAAGCAAGACCGACAUGUGGAAAAGAUGGUCAAGGUGCUCAAGGAGUGCAACAAGGACUUGCGUCUCGUCGAUAGAGAUGAGCAUGAGUGGAUACUGCAUGAAGUGGAAAAGAGGGAUGAGGCGUUUAGUCAGAUUGUUGGAUUUAGUCGGACAAGUUGGCAGGUUAUUUGGUAG